This is a messenger RNA of Stegastes partitus (bicolor damselfish), 2189 nucleotides long. It is a transcript of the gene c5ar1, whose product is annotated as complement C5a receptor 1. The record is from RefSeq and is a predicted model, not a curated record. Bases 60 to 1097 code for a protein of 345 amino acids. The transcript is spliced from 2 exons. Gene Ontology annotation, molecular function: G protein-coupled receptor activity; complement component C5a receptor activity. NCBI's taxonomy places the organism in Eukaryota, Metazoa, Chordata, Actinopteri, Pomacentridae. Gene Ontology annotation, biological process: phospholipase C-activating G protein-coupled receptor signaling pathway; inflammatory response; complement receptor mediated signaling pathway. Gene Ontology annotation, cellular component: plasma membrane.
UAACUUCCUUUUUGUAGUGAGAGUGCAACAUCAACAGACCACUGAUUGCUUAAAGAACAAUGGAUUACGGUGGCUACGAUGACGGGAACUUCACAGACUAUAACUUCACCCUGAUUGACCUUGAUGAGUUUUUGAUUCCUAGAAUUCAACCAAUCCAGAUAGCAGCUCUGGUCUUCUAUGGCCUGGUGGUGGUGCUGGGUGUCCCGGGAAAUGCUCUGGUGGUGUGGGUGACAGGGUUCUGCAUGAACCGCUCUGUUACAUCGCUCUGGUUCCUGAACCUGGCCCUAGCUGAUCUCCUGUGCUGCCUCUCCAUCCCCCUCCUCAUGGUCCCUCUGGCGCAUGAUGACGACUGGCACUUUGGCCCGCUGGCUUGCACGCUGGUCAAAGGCCUGUUCUACCUGGUAAUGUAUUGCAGCGUCCUACAACUGGUUCUGAUCAGCAUGGAUCGCUUGAUGCUGGUCAACAGACCCGUCUGGUGCCAGAACAACAGGCGACCUCGCAUGGCCGUCUUUGGGUGCAUCGCCGUGUGGAUCCUGGCUCUGAUUGGGAGCAUCCCCCAGUUUGUUUACGCCCGCGAGAUCCACGCAGGUGAAAUCAAGCGAGAGUGCCUGAUUGCCUAUACUCAGCAGAGUGUUUGGCCCGUCACCUCUUUCCGUUUCCUCAUGGGAUUCAUCUUUCCUUUCCUGGUGAUCGUGGUGUGCCAUGUAGUGGUGUACAGCAGGGCAGAGAGGGGGCUGUCCCGAGGUCGCACCAGGUCCAAGCGCACACUGAGGGUCAUCAUCGGUGUGGUGCUCAGCUUCUUCCUGUGCUGGCUCCCUCUUCACAUCGUGGACUUCCUCAUACUGACCACCCCUCGACAUUCCCCUCACAGCCCCAAACUUUAUCUGGCACAUGUCAUGGCGCUGUGCCUGGCCUAUUUCAACAGCUGCCUCAACCCCCUGCUGUACGUAUGUUUGGGCAGAGGCUUCAAGGACAGCAUGAACCGCUCCCUGCGCAAUAUCCUGCACUUUGUCAGCGAGGACCCGAUGACCAAGAUGAGCGUCACUAACACAGACACCAAAAGUACCAGCAAUGGGAAGGAGAUGACUAAAAUCUGACCGUCAUCAGAUACAUAAUUGUGUUUUGCAGCAAGGACUGUAAUUGAGGAGUAAAUCCACUGAGCUUAGACAUAACCCUGAGAUUUUGCCAUAAAGUAAAUGUUUAGACUUGAUUAUGUGACACACAUGUUGGCAAAAUGAAGUCUGUAUUAAGCUGGACACACCAACACUGCUGUUUUUAUUAGCUAGAAGGAUUUUUUCUGUGUAACCAGGGAGGCCACCGGAUUGCAAAUCGGGAACUAUUGCUCAAUGUUUCUGUGAAUAUUCAUUUCUCAUGCAACACUUGACACUUCUGUUUUUUCCAUGGUCUCAGAGUGUUUGGGGUUGUUUUUGUUGUUACGCAAGAGAAAAAGUCUGACUUUUGGAAUGUUUUUAAAUCAAGAUUAUUAAUAUUAUAUAGAAUGGAAUAGAAUACUUUAUUGAUCCCCCCAUUGGGAGAAACUAACAUGCCACAGUAGCAUCCAAAAAUAUAGAAAGUACAAGAAAAUAACAAUAAUUAAGUCAUAUGUGUUCCCAGUGUCUGCACACAGCAGGACCAAGGCCCCACUGUCUCUGGUUGGGCAGUCCAUAUAGUGGCUGAAUGUGGGGAGAGUGGUAGAGAGCGAUGUGUGAUUAUAGUCUCUUGAGACAACGAUCAGAGACUGAGGGUGUGAUGUUUGCAGCUGGGACACCAAACUAUGGAUGAGUUCACAGACUGCAGCAGCAUCAGCCGAGGGGGGGGAUGUAAAAUGCAAUCGGCAGGAUAUGUGAAAACUCCUUUGACAGGUAAAAAGGCUGCAAUGUUAUUAGUUAUUCAAAUAUUUAGUUCUUGCAAUAUACACAGAUUUGGUGAUCUAAUGCAACAGUCAGUAUACCCUAGUGACACCACAAAAACACACAUUUAUGUUCUCAAUUACACCAGUUCUUUCCAUACACCACAAGAGGGAGACACUCUCUAGAUAGCUGAUGCUCAGUGGCUCUAAAGAUGGUGGGCACCUUGGUUGAGACUCAUGGUUUCAGUGUGACAGCGAAAGACAGAGGAUAGAGACAAAAGAAAACAUUUCAUGCAUGUAUGUUUGUCAAAUACUUAAUUUGCGUUCAUGCACUCUGUUA